Messenger RNA from Symbiodinium pilosum, 2904 nucleotides. NCBI's taxonomy places the organism in Eukaryota, Dinophyceae, Suessiales, Symbiodiniaceae. The record is from the annotation of a GenBank genome assembly.
GCGCCCUUGCACACGGAUUGUUACUCGUACCACAUUGAGGGCAUGCGGCUGAUCGAAGCGCUGAAGGAUCAAGAUGCUAAUCAGCGCAAAAGAGCUGCAGAGGCCUUGUUCAAGAUGGGUCCAGCAGCAGGUGAAGCUGUGCCGCAGCUGCAAGAUCGAGAUGUUAAUGCGCGCAAUUCUGCUGCAGAGGCCUUGGGCAAGAUGGGUCCAGCAGCAGGUGACGCUGUGCCACGGCUGAUCGAAGCACUGAAGGAUCCAGAUGUUAUGUGCAGAGAAGCUACAGAGGCCUUGGGCAAGAUGGGUCCAGCAGCAGGUGAAGCUGUGCUGCGGCUGAGCGAAGCGCUGAAGGAUCCAGAUGGCAAUGUUCGCAGCUCUGCUGCAGCAGCCUGGGGCAAGAUGGGUCCAGCAGCAGCUGAAGCUGUGCCGCAGCUGAUCGAAACGCUGAAGGAUCAAGAGUCAUUUCUGCGCAGACAAGCUGCAGCUGCCUUGGCCAGGAUGGGUCCAGCAGCAGCUGAAGCUGUGCCACAGCUGGUCGAAGCGCUGAAGGAUCAAGAUGUUAUUGUACGCAGAGAGGCUGCAGCGGCCUUGAGCAAGAUGGGUCCAGCAGAAGCUGAAUCUGUGCCACAGCUGAUCGAAGCGCUAAAGGAUCAAGAUUUCUUCGUGCGCAGUUCUGCCGCAGAGGCCUUGUGCAAGAUGGGUCCAGCAGCAGGUGAAGCUGUGCUGCGGUUGAUCGAAGCGCUGAAAGACCAAGAUGGUCAUGUGCGCAGAGAAGCUGCAGCAACCUUGGGCAAAAUGGGUCCAGCAGCAGCUGAAGCUGUGGCGCAGGUGAUGGAAGCGUUGAAGGAUCAAGAUGUUAAUGUGCGCAAUUCGGCUGCAGAAGCCUUAGGCAAGAUGGGUCCAGCAGCAGGCGAAGCUGUGCCACAGCUGAUGGAAGCCCUGAAGGAUCAAGACUCAUGUUUGCGCAGAGAAGCUGCAGCGGCGUUGCGCAAGAUGGGUCCAGCAGCAGCUGAAUCUGUGCCGCAGCUGAUCGCAGCGCUGAAGGAUCCAGACGAUAUUGUGUGCAGAGAAGCUGCAGAGGCCUUGUGCCUUUUGGUGGGUCCAGCAGAAGGUGAAGCUGUGCUGCGGCUGAUCGAAGAAGCGCUGAAGGAUCAAGAUGAUCAUAUGCGCAUGUUUGCUGCAGAAGCCUUGGGCAAGAUGGGUCCAGCAGCAGCUGAAGCUGUGCCGCAGUUGAUCGAUGCGCUGAAGGAUCAAGAUCGUUAUGUUCGCAGUUUUGCUGCAGCAGCCUUGGGCAAAAUGGGUCAAGCAGCAAAUAAAGCUGUGCCGCAGCUGAUCGAAGCGCUGAAGGACCAUCAUGUUAAUGUGCGCAGAGAGGCUGCAGAGGCCUUGGGCAAGAUGGGUCCAGCAGCAGCUGAGGCUGUGCGGCCGCUGGUCGAAGCGCUGACUGACCAACAUGUUACUGUGUGCAAUUCUGCUGCAGCUGCCUUGAGCAAGAUGGGUCCAGCAGCAGGUGAAGCUUUGCCGCAGCUGCUCGAAGCACUGAAGGAUCAAGAUGUUAAUGUGCGCAGAACUGCUGCAAAGGCCUUGUGCCUGGCGGGUCCAGCAGGAGGUGAAGCUGUGCUGCGGCUGACUGAAGCGCUGAAGGAUCAAGAUUGUUUGGUGCGCAAAAGAGCUGCUGAGGGCUUGGGCAAGAUGGGCCCAGCAGCAGCUGAAGCUGUGCCGCAGCUGGUCGAAGCGCUGAAGGAUCAAGAUGUCAAUGUGCGCAAAAGAGCUGCAGCUGCCUUGGGCAGGAUGUGUCCAGCAGCAAAUAAAGCUGUGCCGCAGCUGAUCGAAGCGCUGAAGGACCAACAUGUUAAUGUGCGCAGAGCUGCUGCAGAGGCCUUGGGCAAAAUGGGUCCAGCAGCAGCUGAAGCUGUACCGCAGCUGAUCGAAGCGCUGAAGGAACAAGAUUUUUUUGUGCGUUGUUUUGCUGCGGAGGCCUUGAGCGAGAUGGGUCCAGCAGCAGCUGAAGCUGUCCCGCAGUUGAUGGAUGCGCUGGAGGAGAAUCAUGACGUCAGAGCCGCCGAGGCCUUGUCUAAGAUGGGUCUAGCAGGCGCUUCCGUUUUAGGGUCUGCAGAUGUGCGGAGGAGGCUUGUCCUCGUUCUUGCGCGAAUUGGUGAUGCGCGAAGCCCAGCCCACGGGGCGGUGUUGCAGCUUCUACUGCCGCUCAGUCAGCAAUGUCAAGACUCCGCGGAUCCAGUUGUGGCCGCUGCUCUUCUGCAGGCGAUAUGGCUCAGUGACCGCGAUGAUGUUGUGCGGUCUGCUGUGAAAGCUCUUCCUAAGAUCCUGAAGGCAGUCGAACUUAGCACCUUAGAGUUGCGUGGCCUGGUACAGCGAGCCUGCCGCAUGGUGCCGGAUGCUGUAGUGGAAUGCGGGCUGCUCCAGCAUCUGGGAAUUAGGAGUCCCCACGACUUCCCUGGUCCAACGGGGCAAGACAUCAGCCAGCCAGACCCGAGCGAAGUACCUUUGACCUUCUUUCUCAGCGACAGCUUCGCCCACAACACAGCCACGGAAGCAGGACUCUCUCAACGGGCAGCCUACAUUUCCGCAGGCAGUUCCGAUUGUGAACCGCCGUUGCAGCUGACUGCCCUUCAGAUGGGUCAAAGAAACGCAGCAAGUACUGCCUCUGAAGGAUGGUGGGCCGACUGCACGUCCACACACUCUGACGGCGGCAACUGGCAUUGGCUGCUGGGCCUUCUGUUUCACGCGUUUAUUAUGCGUAGGCAUUGGGUUGCACUUUCAGUGCCCAGGGGCAGUUCUGCCGCUCAUUUUCAAGCUAGCUGUCCUCUAUGUGCAGAAUCUCGACAGCAUGCCUGCUAUGGACAUAGCCGCGGUGGAAGGGCACCGCCCCUUCUGUCACAAGGCUAG